Molecule: messenger RNA, 1581 nt
Organism: Pungitius pungitius (ninespine stickleback)
Lineage: Eukaryota; Metazoa; Chordata; Actinopteri; Perciformes; Gasterosteidae
Product: C-X-C chemokine receptor type 4-like
Exons: 2
Coding region: 43-1188 (381 amino acids)
Biological process (GO): cell chemotaxis; immune response; brain development
Cellular component (GO): membrane; external side of plasma membrane
Molecular function (GO): C-C chemokine receptor activity; C-C chemokine binding
Source: RefSeq, a predicted model, not a curated record
UCUACGAGCCUAUUCUCACAGACAAGCCGAGAAGCUCACGACAUGAACGGGUUAAACAUGGAGAUUGAGAUGUUUUCUGACUACUUUGAGAACAGCACCGACUUCACUGACAACUUUUCAGACAUCGGCAUAGACUUCCAGGAGCCAUGUGGCCGGUCGCUCAGCAAGAACUUCAACCAGAUCUUCCUCCCAACAGUUUACGGAAUUAUAUUCAUCUUGGGAAUGAUUGGCAAUGGAUUAGUCGUGGUGGUCAUGGGCUACCAGAAAAAGGUCAAAACAAUGACCGACAAGUACCGGCUCCACCUCUCCGUGGCCGACCUCCUGUUUGUCCUCACGCUGCCCUUCUGGGCCGUGGACGCGGCUAAAAGCUGGUACUUUGGGAGUUUCCUCUGUGUGUCCGUGCACGUGAUCUACACCCUCAACCUGUACAGCAGCGUUUUGAUCCUGGCCUUCAUAAGCUUCGACAGAUACCUGGCCAUCGUGCGCGCCACCAACAGCCAGGACACGAGGAGGCUGCUGGCCACCAAAGUGAUCUACGUGGGCGUGUGGCUGCCCGCGGUCCUGCUCACCGUGCCCGACCUGGUGUUCGCCCGGGCGCAGGAAAUACAUCCCUCCAACUCCCUCUUCCCCAACCAAAGCGUGGAGGCGGCGGCGGACUCCAGGACCAUCUGCCAGCGCACCUACCCGCAAGAACACAGUGUCGGCUGGACGGUUGGUUUCCGCUUCCAGCAGAUCCUGGUGGGCUUCAUUCUGCCCGGUCUGGUCAUCCUCAACUGCUACUGCAUCAUCAUCGGCAGGCUGUCGCAAGGCGCCAGGAGCCACGCUCAGAAGAGGAAAGCGCUGAAGACCACCAUCAUCCUCAUCGUGUGUUUCUUCUCCUGCUGGCUGCCGUACUGCGUGGGCAUCUUUUUGGACAACCUCAUGAUGCUGGAGGUGAUCACGUUCUCCUGCGACCUGCAGCAGGCGGUGGAGACGUGGAUAUCUGUCUCGGAGGCGCUGGCGUACUUCCACUGCUGCCUGAACCCUAUCCUCUACGCCUUCCUGGGGGUUAAGUUCAAGAAGUCAGCCAAGAACGCGCUGACGGCGAGCAGCAGGUCAAGUCAGAAAGUAACUCUCAUGGCCAAAAAGCGAGGCCCCAUUUCAUCCGUGUCCAUCGAGUCCGAGUCCUCCAGCGUCCUGACCACCUAACGAAAAAACUAAGCUUCUGUUUCAAAGAACUUACUACAUUUUGUACAGAAAGAAGAGUUUUAUACUUUUUUGUUGUUUUUACUGUUAUUUGUGAAAGUUUGAUGUUCCUUGAAGCAGAUUGUGUCUGUGCCUCAUUUCCAUUGACUGCAGUUUUGGAAUCUUCUCAAACUGAAAGGCCUGCUGUUUGUGUUGUUCUGGAAGGCAGCUGCUCUUAGAAACAUGCCCAUUGUUUGCAGAAUUUGUGUGAUCGCACUUAAGCCGUGUGAUUUUUUGUGUUGUGAAAGCUAUUAUUUAUUGCCGUCAUUCACACUGUUUACGUUUUGUAAAAGAACAAAACUGCAUGCUGCUUUUUUUAAAGAAAAACAUUUUCAAUUGUUUUUUUUAUUGUAAAUA